CGCCGAAAACACUAUAAAUACCUCGGCGCCGACGGAACCACUUGCACGGACGACCAUCCAGCGGGAGCGCGACGAGGGGACACGCGCGCCUGGACAGCUCCGUCAAGCAAGGAACCACAACCCCCCGGGACAGACAGCAGCCAUGGCGACCGAGUUUCAGACCAUCCUCAUCGUCGCCUGUCUCUCGCUGACGCCGUCGUCGGCGCACUACCUGCCGCCCGGCUGGGGGACGCCCGCUACCACCGCCGCCGACGGGCGCGACCCCUGGGUCAAGUGCUCGGCCGACACCCCGACCAACCCGGGCUCCCCCGGGGAGGUCAGCUGCCUGGGCAACACGCCGCAGCAGCCCUUCGCCUGGCAGCAGCUGCCCGGAGGACUGCCUCCCGUGCCGCUCUACCUGCCGCACCACCACCACUUCAGCACCGGCGGCAAGAAGGGCUGCUCCGUCGAGAGGCCCUACCACACCCACAAGGGCGACGGCACCUUGAAGUGCUCCGCCGUGUCGGAGAAGAAGCCGGUGCACGCGCCCUUCCCGGUCCAACAGCAACAGCCCUUGUUGCCGCUGUUCGUCCAGCAACAACAGCCCCUGGUGCCCCUGCCGUCGUCGUGGCCUUGGGGCCUCCCCGGCUGCUCGCCCUACUACGGCCUCCCGGUCCAAGUCCCUCAGCCGCUGCCCUUCAACUUCGCCCCCGUCGUCUGGCCCGGGUCCUACGGUCUGCCCGGCCCGGUACUGUGCUAGGCCCGGACAGGCUCCUUGCGGUCCGUGGAACAGCAAACCUUUCUCCGGAACGCACCCGGAGCAGUCCGACGUGUUUCUUGUUCGGUUGAUGCCCCAUUCAGCGAUGUUCUUAGUGUCCCAAAUGUCCGGCCCCGGUCUCUAUAACCAGACGCCAACUCCGACCACAUUGCCGUCCUGUCUCAACGUUUCGCGCAUACUUUAACUCCAGACCUUCGCCGACGUCUCUUUCCUUCUACAACGGCGCCCAGAGGAGUCCAUCUUGUUCGUUUUUUUUUUCUCUGAUACUCCACCGACGUUUUCUUGAUUUCAAUGUGGCCGGAGUAUGUGUCUAUCAGCCUCAUGCUGCACUCUUUAAGAGUCAAGAACUGCCAAAACCACAAUAGCUUAUGUACCAUAACAAUUUAAUAUUGGAUUCUCAACUUACCAAUUUUGCAAUGAAAAUGUCGUAACUCACGUCACAACACUCGUACAGGAAACUAAUAUUGUCAUUGCAUGUAUGUGUGGUCCAAUACUGUGUUCAUCGCAUGAUUAAGUACUAAUGUAAUUUAUAACGCUGAUACAAUCUACGAUUUCAAAGUCUAAUUAUGAUGCAUUUAUUGCAAUAUGUCACAAAUUUAAAUUUUAGGGUACCAGAAUGUCGAGUUCACCACAUUACCUUAGGAAGCGGAAAAUGCUCAGCAUCUUGUCUGACCCUGAUAUUCGGAGACAUCUACUCCUGCAAAAGUCUGAAAUUGCUAUUUUGGCAUACGAAAUCACUCAUAGGAAAAUGAUGAAUCGCAUUUGGUAACAAUUAAUGUGCGGUUGCUGGUAUUAUGUAAAGCUGAUAUUUUAUUUUAAAAAAAUAGUGAUGAAAUUUUGUAACAGCUUAAGAAUUAAUUUGGAGUUGCUACAGAUUUUAUUCACCAAUAAUUUCUCCCCGCUUAUUUAAGAUCUUUACCGCCAGAAAUACACCACUGCCUCUUCGUCGUAAAAGUAUGUUGUUAAAAAGCUAUAUGUUUCAGAAUUUUCAGCAAUUAAUUUUUGUUGUAGUAUUAAAAAUAUAUUAAUUUUUAAUUUUGAAACUGAUUAUAAGGCACACAUUGUCAAGAAUUUCGAACUCUUAAUACUUUAACUCACUUUAAGAAAUUUUACAGUCACACAUAUUAUUGUUGGAAAUGUUAGCAUGAUUGCAGUUGAAGAAAACAAAUGUUUUAUUAUACACUAACAUAAGGAUUUAUGCAAAAAUCGGGUAGUAAUAUUAUUUAAUUUAUAUGUAUAUAUAAUAUGUGGGCGAUACUCACAAAUCUGUUAUAAAUGUUAUUUUAUUUGUUGAUUAAGUUAUAUGUAAUAUUUAUGUUAUAUGUACAAAAUGUUGUAAAAAAAUGUAAAUAAAUAUACCAAUUGUUAAAA
Messenger RNA from Bacillus rossius redtenbacheri, 2128 nucleotides. RefSeq lists its product as uncharacterized. Lineage: Eukaryota; Metazoa; Arthropoda; Insecta; Phasmatodea; Bacillidae. The coding region runs from base 143 to 739 and encodes 198 amino acids. The transcript is spliced from 2 exons. The record is from RefSeq and is a predicted model, not a curated record.